Rotaria sordida is the source of this 2031-nucleotide messenger RNA. Lineage: Eukaryota; Metazoa; Rotifera; Eurotatoria; Philodinida; Philodinidae. The record is from the annotation of a GenBank genome assembly.
AUGCCUGUGGCUAUUGAUGUUGGCCAACGUGUACUCGUCUAUAAUCCUUCACACGGGUGGACAUUAGCAUAUUUUGUCACUGCACAACAAACAAAUGAUAAUAAACUUCAAAUAUUAACAUGUCGUUUAUCAAAUUGUCAUCAUAAAGCAACAUCACAAGAUCAUUAUCGUUAUCCACCAGAACGUGUAGCUUUACAUGAUACAAUUACUAAUAAUCUUAAUGUUGGUACACGUGUACUCUGUAUGCCAAGUGGUGAUGCUGAUACAUCAAGAUAUAUUGAUAAACCAUUACGUGGUAUUAUAGCUGAACAACCAUCAUUCAAUAAUAAUCAACGUUAUUUAAUAUUUGCUGAUAAUGAUUCACCAUUUUAUUUACGUUCAAUAGCAAUACAUUUAUUAUUGGAAUCAUUAUCAAAUUAUUUAUCAAAAGUUGAUUUAGGUACAAAACAUUAUAUUGAAAAUUAUAUUUUAGCAUAUCCUAAACGACGUCUUGUUAAUAUAUCAUCUAAAGACCAUAUUAAUAUUGAAUUAAAUGGACAAUGGAUUGAUGCUAUUGUAUCAAAAGUUGAAUGUAGUCUUAUACGUGUUUUUCUUCCAUUAUUAAAUAAACAUGAAUGGCUUUAUCGUGGUUCAUUAAGACUUCAACCAUUAUUUAAUACAUUAUCAUCAUAUGAACCACCAUGUAAACGUUUAGCUAUAAAUAAAGAUAUUAAAAUUGAUAAUAAAUGUCAUUUUCUUUUAAUACCAUUAAAUCAAGGAUGGAAAAGACAAAUACGUAAUGAUUUAGGUACAAUUGUAUAUAUAUCACCAUGUGGACAAAUGUUUACUGAUGCUGAACGUUUACAAACAUAUUUAUUUCAAAUUGAUUCAUUAUUAAAUAUAAAACAAUUUUCAUUUGAUAUGAAUUGUCGUGUAACACAAAAAUUUAUUUCACCAAAAAAAUCUUUUAUACAAAUAGAUGAUUAUUCAUAUGAACAUGAAAAAGUACCCUUAAUAUUAGUUAAUGAAUAUGAUACAACAUUACCAAAAACAUUUGAAUAUAUUACAGAUCGUAUACCAUUAACAUCUGACAUAAUUAUUGAUAAAACAACAAUACAAGGUUGUUCAUGUUUAGAUGGUUGUUUAGAUACAUUAAAAUGUGCUUGUUGGAAAAAAACUUAUGAUGCUAUUAUUGAUUCACAUUAUUAUGAAGAUUUAAUUCGUGAAUUAAAAGAAUUAUUUGAUGAUGAUUUAGAUAAUAUGAGAUUAUAUCUUUAUGAUGCUUUAUCUAAAAGAAAUUUUGGUUAUAAACAUGGACGAUUAUUAGAAAAGAUUCAUUCAGGUAUUUAUGAAUGUAAUGGAAAAUGUAAAUGUGAUUCACGAUGUACAAAUCGAUGUGUUCAAUUUGGUUUGAAUACUCUUCUUCAAAUUUAUAAUACAUGUGAAAAAGGUUGGGGUGUAAGAACACUUUACGAUUUACCAGCAGGAACAUUUUUAAGUUUUUAUGCUGGUGAAAUACUUAAUGAUGAAGAUGCUAAUCGACGUGGUGUACAAAAAAAUAUGGGUGAUGUAUAUUUUACAGCAUUAGAUUUUGUUGCAUCAUUAAAUCCAUCAUCAAGGAAACCAAGACCAAUGAUGAAUAUGAAUAAUGUUAAUCAUGUUGAAAAUGUGAAUAUAAAUUCUGAAAUACAACAGCAUAAUGGAAAUGGUCAUACAUAUUUUGAAGAAGAAAAUAUUCCAAUAGAAAAAACAAAAGCAUUUCUUGAAUAUCAACAAGCUAAUUAUGAUCCAGGUAUAUUUGUUAUGGAUGCACAUUUAAAAGGAAAUGUUUCAAGAUUUUAUAAUCAUUCAUGUUCACCAAAUGUUUUUGUUCAAAAUGUCUUUAUUGAAUCAUGGGAUGUACGAUUUCCUUGGGUAGCAUUUUUUACAGCAACGAAUAUAAAAGCUGGUACAGAACUUGUUUGGGAUUAUUCUUAUGAAGUUGAUACGGUAGAAAAUCGUGUUUUACAUUGUCGUUGUGGUUCAGAUGAAUGUCGUCAUCGAUUACUUUAA